GGAAACGAGGAGCCAUUCACAAAGUCCUGCUUGUGGAGCUGCUGGCAAAAGCCACUUCCUUUGUGGUGGAAAAAACCCGAGAUAAAUAAGAGCGAGGAAGCCCAGCUCUGACGUAGCCGCAGUUACAAAACCAGUCCCAGCUCCCCCACGACCCCACUGCGGCUGGGGAUCUGCUGAGGGGCACACCAGGAACAGGGGCACCUCCUGGGGACCAGGGGACCUUAUUCUAUAUGCUGCUGCCCUGGGGGGACCCGCUUCAGGGGAUGGAUCCAAAGGGAGCAUGAGAUGCCAAGACACCGGCGUUGAUCCAAUGGAAAGCCCCUGCCUGCUGCUUCUCCAAAGCUAACAGUUAAAGACCACGUCCUCCCUCCUGCCCAGAAUCAAUCCAUGGAGGCGAAUGCCAUAUCCCCACCUACUGCACCACCCGUGCUGGAGACUGAUGGAGAGAACCCAUGCAGGAUAGACAUCACCGAUGUGGCUAUGGACACUGCCACGCUGCUCAUCUGCCUCUGUGGGAUGGUGGGGAAUGGGGCUGUGCUCUGGCUCCUGGGCUUCCGCAUCCGCAGGAACCCCAUCACCACCUACAUCCUCAACCUGGCCGUGGCCGACUUCACCUUCCUCCUCUUCAUGGUCACCUCAGUCCUCCUCUACAUGAUGGAGAACAUCUUCUGCUUCACUUUUGAGACCUUAACAUACCAGAGGCCGCUUCUCCUGCUCUCGCUGUUCUCCUACAACACAAGCCUGUACCUCCUGAUGGCCAUCAGCAUCGAGAGGUGCGCGUCCAUCCUCAGCGCCAGCACCUGCUGCCCUCAGCGCUUGUCAGCCCUGGUGUGUGUCCUGCUCUGGGCCCUCUCCAUCGCUGUCAUUGCCGCAGUGACAUCUCUGUGCCUCUUGCACGAGGACGGUCACUGCCGCGUGGCUCUCAUCUCCAUGUACGUCCUCAACUUCCUCAUCUUUGCCCCACCGAUGGUUGCUUCCAACGUGAUCCUCUUCAUCAAGGUCCAGUGUGGCUCCCAGCAGCGCCAACCCAAGCGGCUCUACAUCGUUAUCUUCCUCACCGUCCUCUUCUUUCUCAUCUUCGGGGUUCCCCUCAGCGUCUGGAACUUCCUGCUGCAGUUUGGCCACGCGGCCGGGCCAUCCCAGGCUGUUUUCCUGCUCGCCUGCAUCAACAGCAGCGUCAACCCCUUCAUCUACUUCCUGGUGGGGAGCUGCCGGAGGCGCUGCUCCGUGGUGCCCCUGCAGGUCGCCUUCCGGAGGGUCUUUGGGCAGCCAGAAGACAACAUCGCCUUCAGCAGGGACACAACGAUGAACGCGCUGGCCUCCGCCUAUUGAAGCCAUCCCAGCACCCUGCUUUGGGCCACUGGGACUGUAGCUGAGGCUUUCCAGAGCAACCAGACUGAUAGAUGUCGGCAGCAUGCCAUGCAGAAG
Neopsephotus bourkii (Bourke's parrot) is the source of this 1428-nucleotide messenger RNA. Its product is annotated as mas-related G-protein coupled receptor member H-like. The record is from RefSeq and is a predicted model, not a curated record. Gene Ontology annotation, biological process: G protein-coupled receptor signaling pathway. Gene Ontology annotation, cellular component: membrane. Bases 388 to 1332 code for a protein of 314 amino acids. The transcript has 2 exons. Gene Ontology annotation, molecular function: G protein-coupled receptor activity. NCBI's taxonomy places the organism in Eukaryota, Metazoa, Chordata, Aves, Psittaciformes, Psittacidae.